GCGAGAACCAGCACCUUCUCCAGCUUUGACCAGUGGACGCUGUAUCGGGUCCCAGUCUCUGAUCCCUGAAACAUGGACUGUCUGGAUACACCCGAUCUCGAGCUCUUGAUCCUCAAGGCACUUGCGGUCAACCUCUCUUCGCCCGACGCAAAUGCAUCUCAGAACGACAUCGAUACGUUGACUGCGGGCUUACCAGCUGCUCCUACGGAUGAGGAUGGCCAGAUAUGGGAGCAAAGCAACAUCAAUUCUGCGAUAUCGUAUUGCAACUAUGUCGAAGCUCUUCCUUCGAGCUCCAGCGAUCUACCGAAAGCACUCCCUGCCCUCAAGCGGUUGCUGAACGAUUCCAAACACGGAUUGAAGGCCGAAGUCGCCUCCAGUAGUGCCGGUCGAUCUAUCAACGUAGAUCACGUUCGAAAUGUGGGACAUGCGUUGUUCAAAGCCAUCGCCCAUAUCGGUGCUGUCAAUCCAGAAGCGUCUUCGGAAGUCGUCGAUAUGCUUUGUGACCACCUAGCGGAACUGCGAAGUGCUCUUCAUGGCGGAAAUGAGGAAGACAUGGCCAUGGCCAUUCUCAUGCUGUCCAACUACCACGACUUUAUCGUCUCUACCCCGCUCGUCCGGAUCUCGCCUCAAUCUCUCGUCAAGCUGUUGACUGCCAGUCACGAGCUGGCAGUGUCUCCCGGAAGCGAUAACUUGGAGGCAUCUUUAUACAGCUCUCAAAGCGGCUCGCCUAUCUCGACAUCGGACAACGAUGGGGCUAUCCGUCUGACCGGUCCUACUGCAUCUCGCUCGAUCCCUGGUUUGCAGGGCUUAGAGCUUCAAAGGAACGUGAUCAGGCGGUUCUCCAAGCUAGAAUUGGCUUACAAGGUCCUCGACGUCGAAAGCACUCUUUUGAGCCAGUCCUUGGUCGGAGGAAGCACGAUCGAAGAACCUGCCAACUUCGAUAUCUCAGACCCACCAGACCGACAAGCCAGUACGCGAUCGUUUUCGAUCCUAGCUUCCAGGUCGAUCCCGGAUUCUGCCAGUGUUUUGCACCUUGGGUCUUACGGUGGUAGCGGCGGUAGAGAAAUUCUCGAAAAGAUCGCUAGUCAAGCGGUGACCUGGUGGGAGGAUAUCAUGCACGGGCAAGGCAUAGGGAUCGGCAAUGGCUUGAUCGAUGGAAGGAACAGGUCGGACAGCUCUGACGAGGUCGAGAAUUUGGCUGUCACGGCCAUUCUGAAAACCCUCGCUUUGAGCUCUCUUCAUGCAAAGCAAGUAGACGAAGCGCAUCUUGCUCGUCUCAAGCUUCUGGUCAGCGACAAAGCACCGAUUCAGCAUCCCAAGAUCAUCGAGAUGGCUCUUGUCUGCAUAGGCAUGUUGGCGUUGAACUUCCCUUACCUUGGUACCUCAUUGACUCAGCACGUCAAAAGGUUCGCGACUUCGCCUUUGCCAGUCUUUGAGGCAGAAAUGGCUGGCACUGGUACCGACGUACCUGAGGUCAUGAGCGCGACUGCUCGAUGCUUGGCCAUCUGCGUCAAGACCGCUCCAAACGACGAUCUCGUCAACUCUACACUCUAUUCGCUCAUGCACACCGUUCCGCAUGGCACUUCCGUGCUGGAUAUUCCGCAUGCACCUACCAUCCGCUCGAGCGCUGUCACGUUUGCGGGCCUCGGCGAGAAGGAGGGUACUGUUCAUCGAGGGCGGAUGGCGGAACAAUCGCGUAUGGCAAGCAUCAGCACGAUCGGGAUGGUUUCCAAGUUGGCGCUUGCUAUCGACAGAUCCGAGAGCUAUCAAGUGACUGUUAAUAUGCUACUGCAGCGUCUCCGGGGAGCAGACGCAAUCACGGAGGCUGCCGUCGUAACCAACCUCGUACCUCUGGCCUUGCGCGCGCCAGACGCAGUAUUGCAGGAAUGCAUCACGGCAUUCUCGUCCAUAUCGAGGUCCUCUAACCCGGAAGACCCGCGGUACUCUAGCAACGCCGUACUCGCUGCCCAAACCAGUCUCGGUCGGGGCUUCACCAAGAAGCAUAACGCUGCCGCGCGGUCCUUCUUAGAGGAGAUGCUGGCCCUGUUCAUCGAUAAAGGGUCACAAAUCCAGACGCAGAGCGUGUCUCGCCAUACUAAAGAACUUGAGAAAGAUCCGUCUGGACGCGUUUCGGAGAUGACCUCGCAAUUGGCGGCUUUGCUCCUCCCGAUUGAUGCCAUACUCGCCAAUCCUGCUUACUCCAGUACGGACAAGCCUUCGCCUGACCUGGUAUCAAGCUUUAGGAACAUGUGGUUCCUUUGCACACUUUUAGGUCUGACCAAUUCGACAUCACCUUACAUGACUGACCCGGCCCGCGCAGCCUUGGCACGAAUUGCUGUCAAAACGCCAGCUUUGGUUCUCGAGGAGGAGAAGGACUAUGCAUCCAGCGUCUUGGAGUAUAAUUCUGUCUUCCGGCGAGAUUAUGCUCAGGCGAUCAUUACUCGCCAAAGAUCCGCUCUCUCGGCCGCUGUGCCCAAGCUGGCCGGCGAUGUCCGAAACUUCAGCUUGCCCCAAAUCGUUUUCCUGCAGACCGUACACGAUCUUGAAAGCCUUCGUAUACAGGCCGACCGGCCAUCGGUACACCUGGAAUACUUCAUCAACGCAUCCUUGAGCGACAGCUUGCUUGCAAAGCCUCUGGAGCUCAUCGCCGACAAGCUCCUUCGUGGUUUCCUUGCCCGACUGUCUUCGUCUGUUCUUGAGCAUUCGAUGAACGGUUCUACAAUCAGCGAGGAAGUUCGAAGACUACUUAUCGCGUCUACGCAUCGGUACCGAAAGGUCCGGGAAGUGGCUUUGAAGCACCUGGAUGCGAUCUUGACGUCUUUCGCUGCUCUGAUGUGUGAUCGACAAAUCGUCUUUGUCCUGCUUGAGAUCUUGACGCUACUGCGACGAAGCUGCGAAGACGUCUACACCGACGAGUAUUCGCCAGUCUACCGUUAUCUCUCCGACAAGAUGGACCUCAGUCUCGAGAUUACGGAUGACUUUGCGGCUCGCAAUGAGACUGUAAAGAGGCUGUACGAGUAUGCGUGCCGAUGGCUGGAUCUUGCAAUAGGCAGAGCGCCUAUCGAAAUGCAAACUAUAUUACAGAAAUACUUGAAAGAAUCCCGAGAUACCUUGCUCUUGGACAAUGUAGAGAUGGGAGCAGGUGUCGCCAUGCGCUAUGCGAAGGCGAUCUCGAGACUAGACCGACAAGAAGUCGCUAUGCCGAACAUUGGGGGAUGGCAAGCCGAUAGCUCGAACCUUCUGGCGAGCCAAUUUGCAGCCAAGAAUUACUAUUCCGGAGAGCUCUCCGGUGCUAGAUUCGUGCUCGACAGCGGUCUCGAAAACCUUGAGAAAUUGGCUCCCAACUCAUCCUCGACGGAUCAAUUGGCCGCCUUCCGUCAGCAGAUGGCGGAAGCCAUGGCGAAUAUUGAGACGAAAUCUCAGACUAUGCCAGUACCUGCCAUACGCCGCUUGCUCCUGCGAGCUGUUUCUGUCUUGACUUCAUCCCCAAUCAUCGAUCGCGACAUUCUGCAUUACCUAGUCGCGCUGCCAAUCCGGUCUUUCACGGCUUUAGGGAUUGCUGCUGGAGUGGACGCGUGGACCUGGUUGAUCAGCGAGAGGCCAGACAUUGAGGUGGCGCUUUCAAGUGAGAUCUCUGAUGGCUGGUUGUGGACGAUCAAGAACAGCAAGGGGCUCUUUAGUAACCACCUGCACUCUCCUGGCCCGUUCGAGAAACCGAUCGAAUAUUCCCCUACUGUCAAAUCGGUUAUGGAUCACGAGAUGGCGGUGGCGAAGCGAUCUUUACAGCCGCAUUUGCUGCUGACAACGGUCAUCUCCAGCAGGUUUCAGGCCGUGAAGUAUCGCCGACCAGGGAUCAUGGGGUCGAUGUUCCGCUUGCUAGCUCGUUCUUUCCAGGCCCACAAGCAGAUGAGUACGCAUCCUUUGGCGCGAGAAGUCAGGUUCUCUCUUGUCCUCUUUGCACUGCAAGUGCUGGCUAGUAGUCGGGUCGAGACUCUUCUGGAAGCUAGCUUCAGAGACUUGAUUUACGCUGCUACACUAUCAUGGUUCGCUGUGCGACCUAUGUGGUCAUUCGGCAGCAAUCGGAUCCAGGUGCAAGCCGAGAUCAAGCUGUUGGGAGAAGUGCUGAACGCGCUGCAAAACGAUCAUAUCAGAGGCGAUCACGAUAUCACCUCGCUUCCUGAACGUAGCCCGGCGUUCCCCAUUCCAGGCUACUCAUCCUUGAGAGACUACGCCCUCCAGCAUGCAGAAAGGUCGCGCUUGUUGCAGCUAUUGGUCGAGAACGAGAUCACUCGGCUGUCCACUUGGUCGAACCCAACCAACGCUCCAGGACGAGCCCAAUUGGCUUCGAAUGCAAUUGAGGCAACUGUUAAUGGGGAACAAUGGCCGGCCUUGGUCAGAAGGGCUUGGAGAAUCUCACCAGCAGCUGCUGUUCAUAUGGGAGAACGUUUCAAAAUACCACAGGUCCAAGCGGAACUGGCUCGAUUGAUCAAAUCUCAUCCCAGAGCGGUGAUUGACGUCCCAGAGGCGCUCCAUUACCUGCUUGGCGAACAUCUCGAGACCUCAGCGAUACCUGCUCUCAAGUGGCUAGUUCUCUGGGCUCCUGUACCGCCUGUGACUGCUGUUACGUACUUCCAGCCCCGCUACGACAACAACCCCCUUGUGCUGCAAUAUGCCAUGCGGGCCCUGGAGCAGUACCCAGUGGACUUGACGUUCUUCUUCGUGCCUCAAGUGGUACAAGCGCUUCGAUCGGACGGCGCCGGUUAUGUGGAGCGAUUCAUCUUUGAGACAUCAAAGAUCUCGCAGCUCUUUUGCCACCAAAUCAUUUGGAAUAUGAAGGCCAACUGCUUCAAGGACGACGCCGGCGAGAUUCCCGACCCUAUGAAGCCACAGCUAGAGCGUAUGGUGGACCUCGUUGUCGCGGCUCUCUCCGGCAAGGCCAAGCAGUUCUACGAUCUGGAAUUCGACUUCUUCAACGAAGUGACUUCCAUCUCAGGCAAGCUCAAGCCUUAUAUCAAGAAGUCGAAACCGGAGAAGAAGGCCAAGAUCGACGAAGAAAUGGCAAAGAUUAACGUCUCGGUCGGCGUCUAUUUGCCAAGUAACCCUGAUGGAGUAGUAGUGGACUUAGAUCGAAAGUCCGGAAGGCCUUUGCAAAGUCAUGCUAAGGCACCAUUCAUGGCAACCUUCAAAGUCCGCAAAGAAAAGGUCGAUUUCAAUGAUGAUGGCGAUGACGGUGAAGCAAAGAAGACGGAAUACGACGUCUGGCAAGCUGCAAUCUUCAAGGUCGGGGACGAUUGCCGACAGGACGUGCUCGCCCUCCAAAUCAUCGCCAUGUUCAAGAACGUGUUCUUGAAGGCAGGCCUUGUUCUCUACUUGUUCCCUUAUCGAGUAACGGCCACGGCGCCAGGCUGUGGAGUCAUUGACGUCGUGCCCAAUGCAACGUCUCGGGAUGAGAUGGGACGAGCGAAGAUUAACGAUCUGUACGGAUAUUUUAUCGACAAGUAUGGUGGAGUCGACACACCCACAUUCCAGAAAGCUCGUCUCAACUUCAUUCAGUCCAUGGCAGCCUACUCUGUGGCAUGCUAUAUCCUUCAAAUCAAGGAUCGUCAUAACGGAAACAUCAUGAUUGAUGGCGAGGGACAUAUCGUUCAUAUCGAUUUCGGGUUCCUCUUCGAUAUAGGUCCCGGAGGCGUCAAGUUCGAGCCAAACAGCUUCAAGCUCAACCACGAGAUGGUAGCCUUGAUGGGCGGCCGAGACAGCCAAGGCUACAGAAUGUUUAGCGAACUCACGGUCAAGGCUUUCCUGGCCAUCCGACCUUACACGGACCAGCUAGUGGAUACGGUGCAUCUCAUGUUGGGAACGGGCCUACCGUCGUUCAAAGGAGAGCCCACUAUCAAGCGCUUGAGGGAUCGAUUCCAGCCGCAACUUAGCGAACAAGCUGCUGCAGACUAUAUGGUCGGCGUAAUCAAGAACGCCAACGAGAACUACCGAUCGGUGGUGUACGACGAGUUCCAGCGUUUGCAGAACGGUAUCCCCUACUAACCUCUUUCGGUUAGGUCAAGUCGCACCGCUCUAAGACAUGU
Messenger RNA from Filobasidium floriforme, 6080 nucleotides. Its product is annotated as putative phosphatidylinositol 4-kinase. Bases 73 to 6039 code for a protein of 1988 amino acids. NCBI's taxonomy places the organism in Eukaryota, Fungi, Basidiomycota, Tremellomycetes, Filobasidiales, Filobasidiaceae. The transcript is spliced from 28 exons. Gene Ontology annotation, biological process: phosphatidylinositol phosphate biosynthetic process; phosphatidylinositol-mediated signaling. Gene Ontology annotation, molecular function: 1-phosphatidylinositol 4-kinase activity. The record is from RefSeq and is a predicted model, not a curated record. Gene Ontology annotation, cellular component: plasma membrane; cytoplasm.